Molecule: messenger RNA, 1483 nt
Organism: Dicentrarchus labrax (European seabass)
Lineage: Eukaryota; Metazoa; Chordata; Actinopteri; Moronidae
Product: complement C3-like
Exons: 15
Cellular component (GO): extracellular region
Molecular function (GO): protein binding
Source: RefSeq, a predicted model, not a curated record
UACAAGUUUGCUUCCCCAGAGUUGUCCCACUGGCCAGUACCUAAGGGACAUGUUUACACACUGGAGGCCACAGCUUACGCUCUUCUUGCUCUGGUCAAAGUAGAGGCCUUUGAAGUAGCCAGACCUGUGGUCAGAUGGUUCAACCAACAGCAGAAGGUGGGCGGAGGCUAUGGAUCAACUCAGGCCACUAUAAUGGUGUACCAGGCUGUAUCUGAGUACUGGGCCAAUGCUAAAGAACCAGAGUAUGAUCUGAAUGUGGACAUCUUGUUGCCAGGAAGCUCAAAGCCUGACAAGUACAAUUUCAACAGGGAAAACCACUUUACCACGAGAACAUCUACAAUCAAAGACAUAAACCAGAAUGUGACAGUGACUGCCACAGGCACAGGAGAAGCAACAGUGACUAUGGUGUCGCUGUAUUAUGCUCUGCCUAAGGAAAAGGAAAGCGACUGUCAGAGGUUUAACUUGUCAGUGGAGCUCAUUCCAGAGAAAAUGGAUGAAGAUAAGGAGAUAUACAAGCUGAAAAUAGAGGUCAUGUCGAAGGACAAGAAGCACGAUGCAACCAUGUCAGUUUUGGAUAUUGGCUUGUUAACUGGCUUUACAGUUGACACCAAUGACCUGAACUUAUUGUCCAAAGGACGUGCCCGCACCAUUGCAAAAUAUGAGAUGGACACAGUCCUGUCAGAAAGAGGCUCACUCAUCAUCUACCUGGACAAGAUUUCUCACACUCAACCAGAAGAGAUCACUUUUAGGAUCCAUCAGCAGAUGAAAGUGGGCGUCUUACAACCAGCUGCUGUGUCUGUCUAUGAAUACUAUGACCAGACACCUUGUGUGAAGUUCUACCAUCCUGAGAGGAGAGCUGGAAAGCUUCUGCAGCUCUGUAGAAAUGAUGUAUGCACAGUAUGUGCUGAAGAGAACUGCAGUAUGCAGAAGAAGGGCAACAUCGACAACGAUGAUCGCAUAGCUAAGGCCUGCGAGAGUACUGAGACCACCAGAAUAGAUUUUGUGUACAAAGUGGAGCUGCGGAAGUUUGAAGAUGGUUUGUCCACUGACGUUUACACAAUGCGAGUACUGAAAGUCAUCAAAGAAGGAACUACUGAUGUGGGUCCUCAGGGUAAACUGCGCACAUUCCUCAGUUACCCUCACUGCAGGCAGGCUUUAGAUCUGAGAACAGGCAAAACCUACCUUGUCAUGGGAACAUCCAAAGAUAUUUACAAAGACGAGGAAAAUCAGUCAGUCACUCAGUAUCAAUAUGUGCUCAGUGAGAGAACCUGGAUCGAGUACUGGCCCUCAGAAGCAGAGUGUCAAACUGAGGAAUAUGGAAAUACCUGUAGGGGAAUAGAGGAGCUGGAACAGCAGUAUGCGCUCAUUGGAUGUCAGUGAAACAAGUCAAAUGUUCUUUUCAAAACCUCCACUGCUAUGAAAUAUGAGGGCUGCAAAAGUUACAAUAUUACACUGCAUUAAUUAAAAUGUUAUGGUCUCAUUG